Rhinocladiella mackenziei CBS 650.93 is the source of this 3066-nucleotide messenger RNA. RefSeq lists its product as uncharacterized. Gene Ontology annotation, biological process: GPI anchor biosynthetic process. The coding region runs from base 1 to 3066 and encodes 1021 amino acids. Gene Ontology annotation, molecular function: mannose-ethanolamine phosphotransferase activity. Lineage: Eukaryota; Fungi; Ascomycota; Eurotiomycetes; Chaetothyriales; Herpotrichiellaceae. Gene Ontology annotation, cellular component: endoplasmic reticulum membrane. The transcript has 2 exons. The record is from RefSeq and is a predicted model, not a curated record.
AUGGUCGAAUCUGUCGAUGACAGUUCGCAAAAUGCCAGUCCUGAAGAUGCAUCUUCACCAGUGCUCAGAUCUAUAUCACGCAAGGGAGAACGCGACGGCCAGAAAGUUGUCAUGUUCAAGGUGACACAUGUCUUGCUUACGAUUCUAUUUCUAUGGUUGAUGAUUAUUCAUAUAUUUGGCGUCCUGUUUUUUGCGAAAGGAUUUCUUCUGACCAGAUUAGUCCUGGACAAUAAGUCAGAGUGUGCUAUACUUCCAGAUGGGACAUCUUCUCCACAAUCGAACGGAUGUUGGCAUCCAAAGACUUUCGACCGAGCCGUCAUCAUAAUAAUCGAUGCCUUACGAUACGAUUUCACCGUUCCUUCCCAUCGCUUCCUUAACGAAUCUCAACCAAAGUUCUACCUUGAUAACCUUCCAAUCCUGCACGACACUGCGGCCUCCAAAUCUGCUCAUGCAAUUCUGCUUCCCUUUAUCGCUGAUCCACCAACAAGUACACUACAACGGUUGAAGGGCUUGACAACGGGCACUCUUCCAACGUUUAUAGACAUUGGGUCGAAUUUUGCAGGAACCGCCAUUGAAGAAGACAGUAUCGUGUCACAGUUGAAAGAUGCUGGAAAAACAAUUGUACACCUUGGCGAUGAUACCUGGCAUUCAUUGUUUCCCGGCUACUUUCAUUCAAAUAUGACUCGAGCUUACGAUUCUUUCAAUGUUUGGGACUUGCACACUGUCGACAAUGGAGUCAUCGAACACAUAAUGCCGCUACUUGGCCAAUCUCCUCCACAAUGGGAUGUUAUUUUCGGCCAUUUUCUUGGAGUCGAUCAUGCAGGCCACCGGUACGGACCCGAUCAUCCUGCCAUGGGAGAAAAGCUACGUCAGAUGAACCAUGUUUUAACACAGGUUAUGGAGAAAGUCGACGAUGACACGCUCCUUGUCAUCAUGGGAGAUCAUGGGAUGGACACCAAAGGUGACCACGGCGGAGAAUCGGACGAGGAAGUAGAAGCCGCCCUCUGGUUGUACUCGAAACAACCCCGCUUUGGAAGAACUGACAAGGCGGCCCUUGUGCCUCCAGCUACAGCCAAGGAACGACCUGUGGGCCAGAUUGACCUUGUCUCGACUCUUUCCCUUCUCCUCGGGCUGCCCAUACCUUUUAACAAUCUCGGCAAACCGAUUGCCGAAGCCUUUGCAGGGCCAGACAACACGGACUGGGAAAAUCUGGCCCGAGCGGAGUACCUAGCUCAGAGCCAGAUUGCAAGAUACCAAGAACACUAUUCUAGAUCUCGUGAUCUCGGUCUUCCUGAUGAUGCGUACAGAGAACAAAUGAUGUAUCUUCAACGCUCAUCCGACGCGACGGCGAAUAGGAAUUGGGAGGAUGCCCAUUAUGCCUUUGUGGAUUGGCAUAGAGAAGUCAUCUCCAUGUACCGAAAAUUGUGGGCCAAUUUCAAUGUGGCAGAUAUGCUCUACGGUAUCACGAUUUCUGGUCUUGCGCUGGUAUUCUUGCUUUUCUUUUCUCGUCUGUCCUCAGGAGACAAAUCCAGCCUCGCCACAAGUCUGAUCAGAUGCGCAGUGUUGGGUACAGCCACCGGCGCGGCAAUCGGCCUAAUCCUAGGAAUUCUGUUUCCAGCGGACUUCUCUAUCCUCGCGGGGUCGGUCUUUGGCGCAAGCAUUGGUGGUAUCAUCGCCGCUGGUAUAUGGUCUGUUCGACAUCAAUUCGCCGUCAUAUCACAUUUACCCUCCACAUGGGGAUGGAUGGCCUUUGUUUUCUGUAUGACACAAUCGGCCGGGUUUGCGUCGAACUCUUAUACUAUUCAUGAAGAUAGCAUUCUUCUUUUCUUUUUGAGCACCUUCGGCGUCGUGUCGUUAGCGUCGUCACUGAGGCAAGCGUCCCAAUCUGAUCGGGUGUUGGGAACAUAUCAAUCGGUUUGGUUCAUCCUCCUUACUCGGUUUGCGUCAUUUUCGCGUUUAUGUCGCGAAGAGCAGAUGCCAGGGUGUCGAUCAACCUUCUAUGCCUCUUCCAACUCAUCCACAUCCGCUCCAUGGCAACUUCUGAUCCCAUUCUCUGCGGCGUUGAUUUUGCCUGAAAUCGUCAAAGCGUUUUAUCAAGGUACUGCUUCCUAUGCCGCUUCGGCUGGAUUUUGGAUCGGCUUCUGCUUUCGAAUGGGUUUAUUGCUCAUUGCUGCAUACUGGACCAUCGAUGCGGUCGACAAUGGCGGCUGGUUGAUGGAACGAUUAUCCUCCACAACACUCAAGACGAUCAACACCACACUGGCCAGGUGUGCUUUGGCGAUGGCUCUACCCGUCGGAAUCGGGACUUUUGUUUGGGCCAAGCCAUGCAUCGACGUUUCGAUUAGCGAGCCAACCCCAGGCACAGACGAAUUCGGGACAUCGGCUCGGCCUCAAUUGACAAUAUUGGGCUAUGCGAAUGUAUACGGCAGUCGAUACCUCUUGAUGAUCCCCAUUCUGGAACUAUCUGUUGCCCUCCUUCUCCCACCUAUGGGUCAAUAUUCUAUCGCAAUCUGUACUUGGCAAAUACUCUGUCUCGUGGAGAUCUUAGACACCAAUGGGCUGACCAUAUCUUCGACCCACAAAUCUAGCAUCGGACCCAUCAUCCUGGCACUCCUGGGGUCCUACCAUUUCUUCAAAACCGGACACCAAGCGGCCCUGGCAUCGAUCCAAUGGAACUCGGCCUUCGUCCCGCUUCGUACAAUAUCCUAUCCGUGGUCCCCACUCCUAGUCGUCCUGAAUACCUUCGGGACUCAAAUUAUCUGUGCUGCGGCUGUUCCUCUCACCGUCCUUUGGAAACGCCCGAUCAGUAAGAGAGGACUCGCGGGCCUAUGGAACGAUGUGGUGAAUGCCUGUCUCACACAUGUCCUGUACUAUGCGACCAUCCAACUGGCAACCACCAUGUGGGCCGGGCAUUUGCGACGCCACCUGAUGUUGUACAGGGUUUUCAUGCCGAGAUACCUGAUGGCGUGUGCAGUACUCCUUAUUGUGGAUCUGGUCCUGAUUCUUUCUGCCCUUGCCGGGGUGAGGGUCGUCGGUCUCAGCGUUGGCGAGGUGUUUGGCUAUUAA